CACCUCGGCACAUUUCGCCGCUCGCUCUUCGACGGUUGAUGGGCGUUUCUUUUCAUCUUGGAGUCUCCCUUUGUGUCACUGUAGUAUCUACAGCCCGUACCAAUACCGCCCAUUCACUGCUUCACUGAGUGGUGUACAACCCGUGGAGCAGCUGUAGACGCAACACAGAAUGGCGUCCGCCACGACCACCUGCGUUCUUCUUACGGUGCUACUUCACCUCGCGGCGUGCCAGAAACCGGGACUGCCGUACCUGCCUGCGGACUUCAAGAUGAACGUUAUGUUCAAGUCGUGGUUCGACGACAAGCUCUACUCGUUCACGGUUGCCUACACCCGCCAGGGCCAGGGUCUGGGCAACCGGCUGUACGUCUCCCGGACGUCUCAGGGGAUCAGCUAUAUCAAGCUGUACAACUUCGACAACGACGUCCUCUACGUGGCCGACGAAUCAACGAGACAGUGUCACGUGACCAAGGGCAUUCCGGACUCGGAGAAAGACGACCCGUACUUUCCGGUGAAAUUCCGUGUGGAUGCCAAGGGGAGUAAACUCUUCGACGCGCCAAACUCGCUCAUCCGCUUCGAUGGAGGCGACAAGCAACAGAUCCAAGGAACGCCGAUCGAUGCUGACGAGUGGAGAACGAGCGCCACUGUCAAGUUACAAGGACAGAGCUAUGUGUGCACCACCACUGUAGUCUGGAGCAAGAACGGUGCUAUCACUCCAAACUGCGACAACAAGGCGGCGAACAAAGGCGUAUGCCCUUCCGUGCCCCUGGACGCCCUGGUGACGUGCGACGAUGACAAGGCCAUUCGUUACACGUUCGCCGACUACGUGGAGAACUUAGAUUACACCAUUUUCGAGGAACCGGUGGGAUUCUUCUGCGAGGGAGCCGAGAGGGCGCGGCUUCCCGAACUUCCACGUGUCUUCUCGUUCUCUGCCGAGACCAAGGUGGCCGACAGCGAAGACGUAGAGAGAAGCAAGGUGUGGUGCGACCUCCCCAGCUUCCUGGUUGCCCGGGAAACGUACAACGAGGAUGCCGACACGCCGGUCUUGAGGGGCGUCUACGACUACUACACGGGCAUGAAAUAUCUCAUCACUCCAGGCACGGGCAAGUGUCAGGCCUCCGUGAUGGAAAAGCAAGAGUUGACUGUCCCCGAACCGGUGGACCUUGUCUGGGGAGCGAAGCACGACUACGCAUUCCAGAAGGCUGGAGAGAGACGUUGCCGGUCCUGGAACUGCGCCGUAUACGCAGGCGUGGCUGACGCCAGCGCGGCCCCCGAAAAGUCCGUGGUGUCCAACCUGUACUACGCCUAUGAAAAUGAGAUGAAAGAAGCUACGCUACCCGUUUACAUGGAACUUUUCGACCAAGCCCAGGGUGGGGACGUCAUAGAGAAGCGGCACAUCUACGAGUUCGAGGCGGACCUGAGCGACUGGCUGCCAUUCGACACCACGCUAUGCUUUCACGCUCAUGAAGUCAGGACAUUCCUGCUUACCGUGCAAGGCAACUCCGACUUCGGCCCUGGCAAGGGAACCCGAGAAGCUCUGGCCAAGGCGCUUCGGAUCCAGAUGAGGCAGACCAUGGGCAUUGCGCAAGACAUACGGCUGAGCAGAGUAUCGGUAUUCCCGCGAGCCAACAACCUCCUGCUCGUCCUCGCACGCCUACUGCCCGCCGCCAACACUGACCAUAUCACGGUGCCGGAUCCCACGGUAGACGAGGCCACUAAGAAGCUCAACGAGACCAUCAACGCGGGAAGCUUCAAGGUGUACCUCGACAUCCCUGGCUCGGACCAGAAACCAGAAUACGUCGUCACGCAAAUGAUGAAUCGAUACGUGGUGGCGCCGCCCGAUGCUUCUUCCAAAGGAUAUUCCAGCGGAAGCAUGGCGGCCCUGGGCAUCAUGAUGGUUCUUCUGGGCGCUGCCAUCGCGAUGGGAGCCGUCUAUCUGGCCGCCCGGAGGUACCCACGGAGCACCAUGGCCACCAUCCUCCUCCAGAACAAGGGCAGCGGCGACAACUAAGACCUCGGUCGCUGCUUAGUUACAUCCUUUAGCGCCGUUCACACCAGAGCACCGUGAAUGAGGAGGAAGAAACAAUUUUACUAGAGAGCACUGCGCCACGCAUCCAGACUUGGCUAUAGUGCAAUUAACGCUCCGUGAGUCCUUCCUCACCGCAUUCUUUCCGACCAAUAUUGGCCCAGCACGUCUACGCCUCAGGGAGACAGCGUGUUGACCGAAAUUAGUUUGUCCCGUUGCGCCACCUAUAGCUUUGCCUGCGCUCCAUGCGCUCCUCCUUACGUGGCGAUCACGUGUAGGGCCUAUAUAUUUUCUUUUUUAAUUUUUGCUUCAAUCGUGUUGCAGUAUGCUCUAUCUCAUAAUUUGCUUCAUGACUGCAAACUAGAACGCAUCGCCGCCAUGUUUGACGAUGGAGGUGACGCUGCAUAUUGCAAACGCUGCGAGACAAUUAGUUCAUCGUGUGUAUGCGCCUCGACGUUAUCGUAGCACGCUGUAUAGUCUACAACUUGCGUCACUCGGGUAGUGUUUAUACGAUGGAAGUGCCACGUUACGCGCCACGACGCCUUCGUCAUUCACAUCAUCGGCCCGAUGUUUGGCCCGUCUAAAUCUGUGAAUUGCAGAGAUAGGACAUAUAUAGGGCUCAUGCCAACUAUUCAUUUACGUGAUUUUAUACUAUUUCUUGCAGCUAACCAAUGACGUCUGUCCGCUGUUAAUCGAUCCACAGAGCUUUCGUGUUGUACGCAUAGACGUGAGAGUGGUCUGAGGUAAACAUUAUCGAGAAUUCCUUUUUAUGAGGUUUUCUUGCUGGAUGACGCGAACAACGCCGCGCUCAAGCAGCGCGGCGUUGUUGCAGCGGUGUGUGGUUAAGACCACUGCGGCAGCGGAGGAAUUUAAUGACUGAAGGCGCGUUUCUUGCUCCGGUAUCGCAACGCAUUGCCUCUAGAGCUACAUUUGCAUAUCGUGUUGAACUUAAACUACAUUUAAGCAAAACAAUAUACAUUUGCGGGUGAUCAGCAAACGUCUUUGGUUGUAGCGUAGACGAGCCGGCACAAACCAAAGUGCGACGGCUAUGGAUAUGACGGUUACAACGAACAGAAGCGCAGCUGGCCUGUCCAGAUACGGCAGAACGGAAGUUGACGUAAUGCUAUUCAGGCUAUUGUCAAAAUCGGCCGCGUUGUCGCAUCCUCCACUUUAUCGAUUUUAAUUGGCUCACAACGUUGUAAGAUUUAAAAAUAAAAGUAGAGCACACACACAAACACAAAAAAGACAAAAGACAAGUAGACAGGAAUGAGUGCUCGCAAGAAGGGAAACUCGCCCAGCAACGUAUUUGAUUAAGUUGUAAGGUCUUCGUGAUUCGCUGAAAACGUCGCCACUGCGGAGUCCGAGAAUAUAGCGGAAAUGGAACAUGCCCAGAAUAGCACGAACGGUUUGAAAAGCGUUCUGGGUCACUGUUUCUUACUUUGCUAAAAAGCAACUUUUUCGCGACCAUUGUACAUGAUAAUCCAAGCGCCGACUUGCGUUUUGUCGAGUAUGUUCUUCCCUUUCACGGGGCUCUGGCUUGCGGCAGAAAUGGCGUAUUCCUCGACAGCUUCAGACCACCUGGUUCGCGGCGGAAGAGUCUUGCCUCAGCCGGCAAUGCGCUGUUUCACACGUGGAACACAAAGCCAUGAACUUUGGCGAUGUUAGGAUUGGCUAGUCCUGGGUGGCUAACGCGAAGAUACUCGCCUUUUAGUACCGGCACGACCUAAACGCAAUCCAUGAGUAGUAGCCUUGCCACGUGUUUCUAAGUGUUCCUUAAUCAGGCCCAUAUGCAUUGCUUCUCAUAAUGAAGGUGGAGGAGCGUGCCCACAGGGUGCUAGUGUUUGAGGGGUGAACGUGGAGUGUUUAAAAGUUUGGGGGUUUGUGCCUUUGUUAACAUAAGAUACGCUCAUAAGAUAGUACGUGGUACAGAUGAAAUGUGGCGAAAUGUGUGCAGAACAUGUGUCGCGUGCCGUUUUAGGGUAGCACAUAGCCUAUAUCUCAUUGAUGUUAUCUUCACUACAUGGACCCUUCAUUGGUUCAUCAGUGAGUACGCAUAGUGCGUAGCAUACUUGCGGAGUCAUUCACAUGUGCUGUGAUAUGUUAAAUGUUUUUCGGCGUAUUGCUUCCAACACCAUCUAUUUGUCACUGGUGUGUUGAGAACGUUGAUAAAGUUUGAUCUGUUUUUACGGAGUUGUAUUGAGUAUUUUACGGCAGAGAAUGUUUCCACUGAGCACGUUAUGCUAAGUCAUUAAAUACUUCUGAAAGACAUGA
Messenger RNA from Rhipicephalus microplus (southern cattle tick), 4294 nucleotides. RefSeq lists its product as uncharacterized. Lineage: Eukaryota; Metazoa; Arthropoda; Arachnida; Ixodida; Ixodidae. The record is from RefSeq and is a predicted model, not a curated record.